Salvia splendens (bonfire salvia) is the source of this 565-nucleotide messenger RNA. RefSeq names its product histone H2B.9-like. The transcript has a single exon. The record is from RefSeq and is a predicted model, not a curated record. The coding region runs from base 62 to 463 and encodes 133 amino acids. Gene Ontology annotation, cellular component: nucleosome. NCBI's taxonomy places the organism in Eukaryota, Viridiplantae, Streptophyta, Magnoliopsida, Lamiales, Lamiaceae. Gene Ontology annotation, molecular function: protein heterodimerization activity; structural constituent of chromatin; DNA binding.
CUGCAACGAAAUCAACUAACUGCUUUCCCCUGAAAUCAAUCAUCCCCACAAGUAUCCUGAAAUGGCGCCAAAGGCGGAGAAGAAACCAGCUACGGCGGAGAAGAAACCACCGCGGCCGGAGAAGAGCGUUGGGGCGAAGGAGGGCGGUGGGGAGGUCGGGAAGAAGAAGAAGAAAGUGAAGAAGAGCACGGAGACGUACAAGAUCUACAUAUUCAAGGUGCUAAAGCAGGUGCACCCGGACAUUGGCAUCUCCAGCAAGGCCAUGGGGAUCAUGAACAGCUUCAUCAACGACAUCUUCGAGAAGCUUGCCAUGGAGUCCUCGCGUCUCGCCCGCUAUAACAAGAAGCCUACCAUCACCUCGCGCGAGAUCCAGACCGCCGUCAGGCUCGUCCUGCCCGGCGAGCUCGCCAAACAUGCUGUCUCCGAGGGAACCAAGGCCGUCACCAAAUUCACUAGCUCCUAGCCUCCUCAUUUUUACUCUCUUCAUAUCAUUCAUGCCAUGGAUUAUAUAUCAACAUUCUGGAUUUCCAAAAAUGACAUUCCUAAUAAAAUUAAUUUCGGAUUA